Etheostoma spectabile (orangethroat darter) is the source of this 937-nucleotide messenger RNA. RefSeq names its product mitochondrial ribosomal protein L57 (gene mrpl57). Lineage: Eukaryota; Metazoa; Chordata; Actinopteri; Perciformes; Percidae. The coding region runs from base 180 to 491 and encodes 103 amino acids. Gene Ontology annotation, molecular function: structural constituent of ribosome. The transcript has 2 exons. The record is from RefSeq and is a predicted model, not a curated record. Gene Ontology annotation, cellular component: mitochondrial ribosome. Gene Ontology annotation, biological process: mitochondrial translation.
CUUUCACCGUAGAUAGACGACCCGGAUGUUCAAUCAAUGACCCCCCAACCACCCGUGGCUCAUUUCCCCAGUGAUUUUCGUCUGGUUUGGGACUCUUUUCGUAUUUUGUCGUCGUAAACUGAACUGCAUUUAUCAUAGUUAGAAGGUGAAGUAACAAACAACAUAAAUAAUUUGCCACCAUGUUCCUCACCCUCACCUUGCUGCGGAAAGGCAUUCCUGGGAAGCAGUGGAUCGGAAAGUAUCGGCGCCCACGACCGAUAACAUGGCAGAUGACACGCAAUACGCUUAAGCAUCUGGAGCGUGAGGCUGAGAACGAAUACUGGAUCAGCCGGCCAUACAUGACUCCGGAGCAGGAGUACUGCCAUGCCGCAGAGCGCAGAGCCCAGAACUGGUUGAAGAUCAAGGAGGCCAAAUUUGCUAAGUUUCCUGAACACAAGCACAUCUCAGAUCACUUGAGUCAUCUGAAUAUCACUAAGACAUGGUCAAGUUAAUGUGAGCAGAGAAAUUACAUGCAAAUACUAUAGUCAUAAUGUGACAAUAUCACAUGUUUGUGUGAAAGAAAGUUUGAUAUCUUUAUGUGUAUUUAUAGGUGCAGGAGGUUGUAUGUCAACUGAAAAGCUACCAUGAAAAGUUUCAAUGCAGCUCAUUGGAUAAAAACUGCUUAACAUUCUACAUCUGAUCUGUGGGACCUUACUUUCGCUUGCCUUAACAAAAUACACUUUCAAGUUGAGAAAACCAGGCAUCCCGCCAGUUAUAAAAACUCUAUAAGUAGAUGUACUGUUGAAGUGUGUUCCAUGAAGAAAAUGUUGACGGAAUUAUAUUAGUAGUCAAGAGAGGUUGGGGCAAAAUUGUCUUUUCCUGAAAGGUUAAUUUCACUGUAAUAUGCAUUCUUCUGUUUUUAACGUUGAAUGUAUUAAAGGGUUGUGGCUGUCAUGAA